Molecule: messenger RNA, 3534 nt
Organism: Colletotrichum lupini
Lineage: Eukaryota; Fungi; Ascomycota; Sordariomycetes; Glomerellales; Glomerellaceae
Product: phosphotyrosyl phosphate activator protein
Exons: 14
Coding region: 1-3534 (1177 amino acids)
Biological process (GO): mitotic spindle organization
Cellular component (GO): nucleus; cytoplasm; protein phosphatase type 2A complex
Molecular function (GO): protein tyrosine phosphatase activator activity; peptidyl-prolyl cis-trans isomerase activity; hydrolase activity
Source: RefSeq, a predicted model, not a curated record
AUGCAAAGUGUCAUUGAGUCUGGCCCAAAGGCAAUGUCCGAUGAGGCGAAAGAAGCCAGCAUCAUGGCAGAGCAACCCUUACCCUCACACCACUUCGAAGCGUAUCCGAGAUGGGGGCUCACUCUCUUUAAACAACACACAGACUCGUCGAGCAUGGAGGUCCAUGUCAAACAUCGACGUGUUCCAACCCAGAUCGCUAUCCAACUCCACUGCGUUUCACCCAUAACCUAUCGGACGCUGAUCUCCUUCUGCAGCUCUCACUCGUUCAUCGGUCUUUUUCAGCUGAAGUGGUCUCUUCUAUCUACCUGGCAACAGUUGGAAACAAUCGUGCCGAUCGUGCAUGAUGCGGCUCAGCAACUGGAAGCCACAGGCCCACAGCCUUUUAUUUUCUGUCGGAGCUUCUUUUGGCCAUGGACUUAUGGUGGCGACCGCAUCCGUUUCGUCCCUACUCGAUUCUUGGCCAGACGCGCCAAAACUGUGAUGGGAAGCGCAAGGAAGAAUGAGGCCGUCCUUGCCGGUGUGGGUGUCGAGGUGCCGGGCAAUAGCAAUCUACAACUACAAAGCAGGUUUUUGGCUUUUUCUGACAUUUCAGAGUGGAAGAAAAGUUCAAACGGGGUCGGCAAUUUCUCAUUCGGCGAGGCUUGCAUUUGUUAUCAUGGUCGAUUCUUCACGAGCUCCUAUCGACGAACGGCGCCGUCGCCCAAGAUGCGUUUCAGUGUGGGAAUUGCGUUCCUUCUCGGCCAGGCUAUGGCCUCACCUCACUCGCUUCAGCAACUCCAGCAAAGACAAGACAAGAAAGACUGCCCACCAAUUCAUAUCUUUGGAGCGCGAGAGACUACGGCACCGCCGGGUUUUGGUGCCGCGGCUGGCAUCGUCGACGACCUCACCAAGGCGAAUCAGGGGGCCACGAACGAGGCCAUCAAUUAUCCCGCAUGUGGAGGGUCGUCAGACUGUUUGGGAAUCAGCUAUGCGGACUCGGUGAAGAAUGGGACGGCGGCUGUUGCCACGGCCGUGAAUGACUUCAACAAGAAGUGCCCCAAGACGAAGAUUGUUAUGCUGGGGUUCUCUCAGGGUGCUCAAAUCAUGGACAACGCGUACUGCGGUGGUGGAGACAGCAUUGAAGGGGUCAAGGACGUCAAUGUUCUCAUCUCCAAUGAGGCACUCGGCGCGGUGAAGGUCGCCAUCUUCAUGGGUGACCCACGUUACGUCGCUGGCCUUCCUUACGAGUUUGCACCACGACCUCAGGGGUUUCAAUGCCCGAACGGAGGCAACAUCAAGUCAUUCUGUGAUUCAGCAGACCCGUUUUGCUGCAACGGCAAUGAUCCCGUUGCUCAUCUACAGUAUCCCAGCAUCUACGGCGACCAGAUUAAACAGUUUAACACCAUCAACCUCGACCCAGGGAGACUUGCACUUGCAAACCAUUCAACCUUGGCGUACCACCAACUUCAGGGCCGCGCGGCCUUUGAUCUAAUAGAUGGCCUCUUCGAAACGAGGGCCAUUGAGUCACUUCCGAGUCCUUCUUGUCAUCAGACUUUUACCUUUUCUUUCACACCUGUACCAAGAGCUCAACCAGAGUCUGCUUCGAGCCAAAAGUCAAUUCGGCACACUCUGUCGUCACUCCACAAUGUUCACCCCUCCAUCAUCUCAAACAACGGGACGUUGUGCUUAGAGCUCCAAGCUAUCAUCCACAGUCACAGCGAGCAGAACCUCACACAACCACAUCCAACCCAACCCAACAUCUCAACCCCUUUCGUCCCAACCCACGAGUACACACACAAGCAAACCAAAAUGGAUCCUCCAAAACCAUCACCAUCAACCUCAUCAUCAAAACCACCCGAAAAACCAUCCUUCCCCGCCAUCGCACCCCUCCCAAAGACCCCGCGCACCUUUCAAACCCCCACCAAGCGCAUCAACACCGGCACCGACCUGGCAACCUUUCUCACAACAACAGCCUACCGCGACAUCCUCCUCUUCCUCCUCCAGCUCAACCGCUCCCUCUGCCCGCGCCGCAACCCAACCCGCCCAACGGGCCCCUCCACAACCUACCCGCUCUCCUCCGUCCCCUCCACACCCGAACGCGGCCUCCCGCCCUCCAUAGCCCGCCUCCAGGCCCUCCUCGCCGAAGCCGAAGCCCUCAUCGACCUCGCGCCCCCGGACCCGGGCCCCCGCCGCUUCGGCAACGUCUCCUUCCGCAAGUGGCACGAGCUCCUCGCCGAACGCGCCCCCGCCCUGCUGUCCAAACACAUCCCCGACUCCGUCCUCGCUUUCCCCGCGACGCCGUCCUCCGAGCCGCCCGCCGCCGAGCUCCUGGCGUACCUCCUCGGCUCCUUUGGCUCCGCGCAGCGCCUGGACUACGGAACGGGCCACGAGCUCGCCUUCCUCGCCUUCCUCGGCUCCCUCUACAAACUCUCCUACUUCGCCGACGACACCGCCACCACCACCACGAACAACACCGCCGCCGCCUCAGAAAAUGGCCAACCAACUACCGCAGCCGCAGCAAUAGCACCAGACACAUCCGCCCUAGACCGCACCAUCGUCCUCGGCGUAAUCGAACCCUACCUCCGCGUCGUCCGCCGCCUCAUCCUCACAUACACCCUCGAGCCAGCAGGAUCCCACGGCGUAUGGGGCCUCGACGACCACUCCUUCCUCCCCUACAUCUUCGGCUCCGCCCAGCUCGCGGCGCCCGUGUCCGCGGACUCGGACCCGAUGCCGACGGAGGGCUCCGUCCGCGGCGCGCCCAAGACGGGGGACAUUGUCAAGCCCGCCGUCGUCGAGGACCAGCGCUCCGAGAACAUGUACUUCUCCGCCGUCGGGUUCAUCAACGACGUGAAAAAGGGCCCGUUUUGGGAACACAGUCCCAUCCUCUUUGACGUGUCUGGCGUCAAGGACGGCUGGGGCAAGAUCAAUAAGGGCAUGCUCAAAAUGUUCAACGCAGAGGUCCUCCAAAAGUUCCCCGUCGUCCAGCACUUCACGUUCGGCUCCCUCUUCUCCUGGGACCAAGACCCCAACGCCGCGCCCGUAUCACAGUCCGUCCACGCCGCGAACCAGCCCUCGUACAACUACCCAGCAACAACGGCGCCUCCCCCACCCCAAGCCGGCGCAGGCACGGCCGCGCCGUGGGCGACAGCAGGUGGCGCUGGUGCUGGUGCUGUUCCGAUAGGUCGCAUGCCCCCUCCUCCCCCUGGUGGCGCGGGAAUACCCUACUCGCGACAGCCGCCGCCGCCACCGUCAUCCGCGGCUUCGGCGAGGGGGCCGCCGCCAGGUAUGAUGGCCAUGCCUCCUGGCGCACAGCAGGCGAGGCAGGGCACGGCUGAUGCGCAGGUUGCGUUGACCAAGGCGCCGUGGGCAAAUUUGAACGCAUGGGUGGAGAUGGAACCUGAAAAAAGCCAAAGGGCCAAGACCCUGGAGAUACAACUUGUAGAUACACCGCUUUCGUUGCUCCGGUGUGUCUAUAGCGUCUGGAGACAGCAGCCCGCGGACGAGAAGAAAAGACAAAGAUCAUACCAACGGUCUGAAAGCAAGAAAACCAUCUAA